AUGUUCUUGAUAUCUAAUCUUCAUCAACCUAUUCAUCAACCAAUACCUCCACCCAUACCUCCACCCAUAGCUCCAUUCAUUCCUCCACAUAUUCCUGCAACCAUUCCUCCCAACCGUUUAGAGGAAUUGGAUUUAAAUGAUUUGAGCGUUGAAUUAAAAGACGUUAAAUUCACUUACGAUAAGUCGAAGGGAUUGCUAUUGAAUAACAUUAACAUGUCUUUCCCCAGAAGUGCUAUUUACGGACUUCUGGGUCCGAGUGGUUGCGGAAAGACAACACUAAUCAAACUGAUUGUCGGCCGACUCUCGCCGUCGAGCGGAACCGUUCGCCUCAACGGUCGGCCGCAGAGCGACCCAAACAACAGAAUACCCGGCGUUGGAGUCGGAUAUAUGCCUCAGGAAAUAUGUCUUAACGGAGACUUCACUAUAUAUGAGACGUUAAACUAUUUCUCAAAAAUCUAUGGAUUGCCAGAGGAUUACAAGAAACAGAGAAUCGAUUUUGUGAUCAAAUUCCUCGAUCUUCCGGACCGGAACCGAUUGGUUGGAGUUCUUAGUGGCGAUCAAAAGAUUAUGGCUUCGUUGGCGGUGGCCAUCAUUCAUAAGCCUCCGCUUCUCAUACUCGAUGAGCCAACUGUUGGCGUCGAUCCAGUGCUCAGAGAGAGAAUUUGGGAACAUUUGCUGAAUCUGUCGAAAGAGGAGAAGACAUCAAUUAUGAUAACCACUCAUUACAUCGAAGAGUGUCGUCGCGCGCACGCAAUCGCACUCAUGAGGAACAGUAAGAUUCUGGUGGAGAACUCGCCGCACAUCCUAUUGACAGACAUCGGGACCGACAACUUGGAGGACGUCUAUCUCUUAGUCUGUAUGGCCGACGGCCAGACACAAGUCGGCGUUGCGUUGCCGCCAACGAUAACCAGCAUGAGAUCCAACGCAUCCAAUGGCCAACACUUACAGACCUUAAUCAGUGGUCAGACAAACACAGUCUCGCACUCGACUAAAACUGUUCAGAGAUUCGGCGCUUUGAUUGAGAAAAACUUCAUUAAUCUUUAUCGACAGAAAAUGCAAUUCUUAAUACAGAUAGUGAUGCCAAUGAUAGGCAUCGCAUUGUUUUGCGCCUGUAUUGGCGUUUUAGGUGGCCUUCAAGACAAUAGUCCCGUCGCAAAGAAAUUGAGCAAAAUAUUUCUAAAUCGUAUUAAUACCAAAACUAUACUUUUUUUGAUCACGUGUUAUCUGUUGGCCAUCGGAUUGACGGCUCUGUCGACUAUCACCGAACGCAGAGAAGGACUUCUGGAGCGAUCACUUGUGGCCGGCGUUCAUAUGUACGAGAUAUUGAUGUCACACGUCUUCGUCCAGAUUAUUAUUCUCGUCUUUCAGACCAGUUUUGUGAUGAUAACAGUGUUUAUGUUCUUCAAAAUCGACUGCAAAGGCAGUUAUCUUCUGACCAGUUUUGUGAUGAUAACAGUGUUUAUGUUCUUCAAAAUCGACUGCAAAGGCAGUUAUCUUCUGGUGUUUCUCUUAUCCAUACUUCAGGGCAUAUGUGGGAUGUGUUUCGGUCUAUUAAUGUCAGCCAUAGCCGAGAACACGAGGACAGCGCUCAUCAUAAUAGUGGGCUCUUUGAUGCCAUAUCUCAUUAUUUCGGGUAUUGUUUGGCCGCUCAGAGCUGCCGUAAAGUCGGUCUCCAAAACCAAUCGAUUCUUCAGAGCCAUAGGAAUGAGCCGUACGUUAAGUGGCUUUCAAAUGGUUAAGAGAGAUCUGAUUGGGACGGACGGCACCAGACCUACAGCGCCGGGCAAUAAAGGCCGGGGCAGAGGAGGAGGUGGGGGUCGACUGGUUGUGGCCGGCAUUGUGUUGGGAGGGCUCGCCUUCUGCGCCAAUAAAUACUUUUGCGGACACAAGAAAUCACGU
Medioppia subpectinata is the source of this 1899-nucleotide messenger RNA. The record is from the annotation of a GenBank genome assembly. Lineage: Eukaryota; Metazoa; Arthropoda; Arachnida; Sarcoptiformes; Oppiidae.